Molecule: messenger RNA, 1128 nt
Organism: Phytophthora sojae
Lineage: Eukaryota; Oomycota; Peronosporomycetes; Peronosporales; Peronosporaceae
Exons: 4
Coding region: 1-1128 (375 amino acids)
Source: RefSeq, a predicted model, not a curated record
AUGUUGUUCACAAGCGCAAUUCGAUGCCAACUGCAGCGACUGUGUCCGAUACAGCCGCCAAGUUCCAGUAUUGUCGUUCCUUCUGGGAUUAAACUAGCGUGGGGAAGUGGCAAGGGCCAGCAGCGAGUGCAGCCAGCGUCAGGAGUCUUGAACUUCCCUGCUCCCACCAGUUCACCAUUGAACAUUUCCGUGAGCAUCGGCACGCGCGUGGUCUGCUACGUGCCUCUAUGGAACAACGUCACUGCUGACUGGCUGCAGACGAGAAUCGCUCGCUCCUGUACUUUCGCGAAGUACUUAGGCACUGUUCAAGCUAGCGUGGCCUCGAACACUGCGGGGGCCACUGCUGUCGACAUAUUCUACGACGCGACGAUCACGACCGUGGCGACACCAACAAUUCGAGUGCGAUACGUGUCUGCUGGUGGUCCGAUUCCCUUCGCAACCACAACAGAUCCAUCGCCAACUGACACGUGCACCGAAUGCAAGCGGCUAACACUGGACGUGUGUCUCCGAGACGCCAAGUGUGCGGCCAUGGCCGACUGCGUGAUGCAAUACCAAAGCCCCAGUAGCACCACGACCGUCACCAGCGGAACCAAGCGCUCGCUCGAAGCUGACAUCACUGCGUGUCUCCCAGCGGCCAUCACCAAUGGCGUGUCGAGGGGCGACGUGAACGGCGCGUCUUGGUGCAAGCUCGUGAACGCUAGUGCGUGCUACAGCCGCAGUGCCUGUCCACUCGCUCUCGCGCCCCGGUUGAUCUACACUGGUUCAAUCUCGACUCUCGGCUCACUCACCAUUCCGUUGACUCUCAUGCGCGAUGGCACCACAGUCACACUAUCGAGCGCUGCAGACCCCGACUCCUUGGCGGUAUCUCUUCGCGGACUCAUUCAGUACGACGACAUUCAAGUGGCUCAAGUUGCAGUCGACAGCACAAGUUCAAGCACCAGUGUGACGACAUUCGCGUGGACGAUCUCUUACGGACAUUGGGCUGGGUCAUUGCCGGUCUUCAUUUCGUCGGAAUGCAAGGAGUGGACGCUCGUUGCCUACCCGACCAUCUCAGUUGGCGCAGUCAUCCCGAACGACAGCAUCCUGGAGUUGAUUCCUCGCAGUUCUACAACCACAGCCUCUUCGUAG